This is a messenger RNA of Engraulis encrasicolus (European anchovy), 5514 nucleotides long. Its product is annotated as retinoic acid receptor alpha-A-like. The transcript has 8 exons. Gene Ontology annotation, molecular function: zinc ion binding; RNA polymerase II cis-regulatory region sequence-specific DNA binding; nuclear receptor activity. The record is from RefSeq and is a predicted model, not a curated record. Gene Ontology annotation, cellular component: nucleus; transcription regulator complex. The coding region runs from base 2951 to 4345 and encodes 464 amino acids. Gene Ontology annotation, biological process: cellular response to corticotropin-releasing hormone stimulus; retinoic acid receptor signaling pathway; regulation of transcription by RNA polymerase II. Lineage: Eukaryota; Metazoa; Chordata; Actinopteri; Clupeiformes; Engraulidae.
GUGUGUGUGUGUGUGUGCGUGUGUGUUCGCACAUGUGUCUGCUGUCAUUGCUGAUAAAUGACUCUUAGCAGCAGGAAAUAACACGUAAAAGAUUCAAUAUCCUGAGCGUAUGAAUGUGUCUGUGUAUGUGGGUGUGUCUGUGUGUCCCAUACUGCUGUGUUGAGUCAUUGGCAAUGUCUCGUUUUCAGCAGAAAUAUACUCACCAUUUCUCCACAGACAAGUAUGAUGAUCAUCUUCAUCACAUAGGCCAAAGCAGCAACUGUGAUGCACUUUGUUUUUCUGUGUGUGCAUGCGUGCAUGUGUGUGCGUGCAUGUGUGUGUGUAUGUCUGUGUGUCUGUGUGCGUGCGUGCGUGCGUGCGCGCGGACGUGUGCGUGUGGACAUGUGCGUCCUGUAUUUCCUGCAUUGGCCUAUGUAAGGCGUAGAUCUAAGGGUUCGCAUUGGUGUUGAGUUUUGGUGUUUGGUAGUAUAUAUCGGUGCUGCUAUAUGUGGGCAGGGGUGUCGUUCAGGGGGAAAGUGUGACUGAGUCACCAGGGCCCCAUGUAAUAGGGGGCCCCCACACAGUUUGAUGUAUGUAGAUAUAUGGCUGGGGGUCCAUUGAAGCUGAUUGUACAUAGGGCCCACAAUUUGCUGCUAAGCCUCUGUAGGUGGGUAGGCUGUACUGUUUAUGGGGUAUUCUGUAUAGGGUUAGUAUUUGGGUAGCCUAUGUAUUAGAGCUGGCGUCUGACAAGAUGCCAGUAUUGGUAUUGGUGUCUGAUGUAUGUAGAUAUUGGUGCUGAUGUUUGAUGUGUUUGCGUGCAGCGUUGUGCCUCUCUUCCCCAACACGAUGUAGUUCCUCUGGGUUUGGAUCUGAUAUGAUCUGGAGAUAGCUAGAAAUCCAUGCCAGAGUGCCAUGAUAGGGAUCAAGAUGGGUGUUGUUAUUGUGUUAUAACGCAAUCAACACAGAGACGGAGGAAGAUAAGGAGAUGGGAAAACCGCCAAGCCAGAGUGAGUUACAUAUGUGUCUUUUAUAUCCUGAGUGGCACCUUUACACUGCAUCAACUCCACGUUUAGAAAGCUGAAUUUGACUGGACGUUACUGUUUAUGCUGUCAAAGAUAUUACAGGAAGCUGUUUGUUUAAGUGUGGUUGAUCACUGUAAAAGUGUUUUUCACAGAAGAAGUAUGUGGAAAACUCCAGCGCGUGAUGGCGUCGCUGAAAUAACUUUCUUUCCCAGCAGUGAGUCACGGAUAUGCGCGCGCGGGCUCGGCCUCUCUCUCUCUCGGUGGAGUGAGUAAGUGAGUUCGAGAGCUUCUCCUCCCUGCAAAGCACCGGCACCUCCCGUUAAGUGGGGCCGUAUUGUGUAACUCACUGGCGGGUUGGACAAGGUGGGAACCCUCAGAUGAUGAUGUCAGAAGAGAAAUGCAGGGGAGCGAAUCGGUGUCGGCGCGCGGGUCAUCCGGAGGUGAGGCCGCCAGCCUUCACGAGUUCAAGAAAAGUUCAGCCGCAUAGCAUUAGGCAAAUGAAUGAGAGAGAGAUAGAUAGAGAGAGCCUUCGUCGGCCGGGAGAGGGGGGAGCGAGUGAGACGCGCUGAAAUGAACGAUGAGAAACUUAGGGAAGGAGGGGGGUAAAUUACUUUAGGGCUGGAGUCCGAACUCCAUGAGCUAUUACGAUGAUUAGUUAGUACGUUAUAAUAACUUUCCUCUUUUAUGUGUCAAACAACAUGCAUCUCCUGUUGUUUUUGACGUAAUUAUAAGCCGUGCCCUCGGUAUCACCUUAGUGUGUUGUUGUUGCUAAUGGUUAGCCGGAUUGUCUGGUUUUCAUCCACGACACCGCCAACCAAUACAUCACAUCACAAAACAAGAAAAAUGAGUUUAGUGUUUUCAGCGGAACGUCUGUGGACCGUGCAGUGUUUUGGUGGUGACUUGAAAGGGUUAAGCGUGGGAGGAGCCGCGGGCAGCGAGGGGGAGUUGCGAACGAGACAACCGGAGGUGGAGCAAAGACACAGCUGCUCGCUCUCGUCACUACAGACACAGAGCGUGCUGGUGACACAAUUUGUGUGGGAACUCGGGGCUCAUCCUUGGACGUAAACACACACAACUAGAGAGGGACGAUUCAGCCCGUGAGCGUCGCGUCUGGAAGUGGAAAGUAGCCUACAUGUAAACAUCAACCGGUUGUGGAGGACCUCUUAUUUCUGGCGAGUCGCCUGAACUCGAGCCUCGAGUUAAUUGAAUAGAAGCCCUGGAAGAGAGCCAUCCGAUCGGAGCGAGAAUACGAGCUGGACUGCCCUGUCCUAUCUCAUCCCACGGCUGCAAGCAGUAGCCUAGGACGCUCCUUAGUGGAAUACCUCCUGUACAAGAGACCAGUUGGCUUUUGCAUUCUGCUUUAUGCCUGGCUUUUUAUAUUUGCAAGAACCAUGCUGCGUAUGUCUUUGGGCGUUUUUUGGCGCACAUAAAUUUGCAUUGCGCUGGAGUUUGCGAGUCGUUUGCGGGAUCUCCCCAGCACAGGAGGAGGCCGGGCGGACUUGAUCAUACCACGGGGGCUGGUUGAUCUCUGCCUGGGCAAGUUUCGUAGGCACCCAUCGAUAGUCCAGUCCGACAUUUAUUGAACACGGUGGCCCAGGUCGCCCUGUUGACAUGCGCUUAGACAUUCUGUCUAAUGUGCAGAUUCCUUUCAGAUUUGGUACGGGGCAUUUUUCCCUACUGUUACUUCGGUUGCACUAGUUAAUUUGUUUGGACCGGGAGCGAAACCAAAGUGCGGGAAUAGACGACCUACGAUGGCAGUUCUGGGAUAAGUCAACAUUAUUCUUCUGUCAAAGGGGGCGAAACAGUUGAUUCGCACUUUGUCCGUCCGACCGUAACUCCACGCCAGUUUCCCUUGGCUGCAAACACCAAACCUUGUGCGUCAAAGCGGGCGCCACAAUCGAACUGCAAAAACGUAUCCGUUGGAGGGCGCAAACCGAAGAGAUAGCAGGAUGUACGAAAGCGUGGACGUUGUGGGGCUCACCGCGAGCCCGAACCCCUUCCUCAUGAUGGAUUACUACAGCCAGAACCGGAGCUGCCUCAUCCCGGACAAGGGACUCGUUCCUGGGGCUAACCACCCAUACAGCUCGUCCCGGAGGAACCAACACUGGAGCGGCUCCAACCACUCCAUCGAGACGCAGAGUACGAGUUCUGAGGAGAUCGUUCCCUCGCCGCCCUCUCCGCCCCCUCCCCCGCGCGUCUACAAGCCCUGCUUCGUCUGCCAGGACAAGUCCUCAGGAUACCACUAUGGAGUCAGCGCCUGCGAAGGAUGCAAGGGUUUCUUUCGGCGGAGUAUCCAGAAGAACAUGGUGUACACGUGUCACCGGGAGAAGAACUGCAUCAUCAAUAAGGUCACACGCAACCGCUGCCAGUACUGCCGCCUGCAGAAAUGCCUGGAAGUGGGCAUGUCCAAGGAAUCGGUGCGUAACGACCGUAACAAGAAGAAGAAGGAGGAGAAGAAGGCUGAGUGUACUAGCGUGGAGCUGAGCAGCCCGGGGCCGGGCCUGAGCCCUGAGACAGAGGCCAUGAUCACCAGGGUCAGGAAAGCACACCAGGAGACCUUCCCAUCGCUAUGCCAACUGGGGAAAUACACCACGAGUAACAGUUCGGAGCGGCGCGUGGCCCUGGAUGUGGACCUGUGGGACAAGUUCAGUGAGCUGUCCACCAAGUGCAUCAUCAAGACGGUGGAGUUCGCCAAGCAGCUCCCCGGCUUCACCACGCUCACCAUCGCAGACCAGAUCACCCUGCUCAAGGCAGCCUGCCUAGACAUACUGAUCUUGCGGAUCUGCACGCGGUACACUCCUGAGCAGGACACCAUGACCUUCUCCGACGGCCUGACGCUGAACCGCACGCAGAUGCACAACGCCGGCUUCGGGCCGCUCACGGACCUGGUCUUCGCCUUCGCCAACCAGCUUCUGCCGCUCGACAUGGACGACGCCGAGACAGGCCUGCUCAGCGCCAUCUGCCUGCUGUGUGGGGAUCGUCAGGACCUGGAGGAGUCAGACAAGGUGGACGUCCUGCAGGAGCCGCUGCUGGAGGCCCUGAAGCUCUACGUCAGGAACCGCCGGCCCCACAAGCCACACAUGUUCCCCAAGAUGCUCAUGAAGAUCACAGACCUGCGCAGCAUCAGCGCUAAAGGAGCGGAGCGUGUCAUCACCCUGAAGAUGGAGAUCCCGGGCUCCAUGCCUCCUCUCAUCCAGGAGAUGCUGGAGAAUUCGGAGGGCCUGGAGAGUUCCGGAGCGUCGGGUUCCGGCCGCACGAGCGGCGCCCCCCCUGGCAGCGUCAGCCCCUCACCCACCCCCUCCCCCAGCUCCAGCCACAGCAGCCCCACCACGCAGUCGCCCUAGCAACACCCUUGCUGCCCCCUUUCCUAAUACGUACCCCUUAGCAAUGACCACCGACUACUGUGUCCCAAUGGGGAAGAAGACAUGCACAUGUGCUCGCAUGCACACACAUGCAAAUACAUAUGGAGUCAUGCACGCACCCACACACACAUAUACUGUACACACACACACACACACACACACACACACACACACACACACACACACACACACACACACACACACACACACACACACACACACACACACACACACACACACACACACUUUAAGACAUACUUACACACACAUGCGGACUUGAAGACAUACACUCAGACGCACACACACACACUAACACACACACACACACACAAACACACACACACACAAGCAUACACACACACAACAAGACUGGAGCUCCUGCCAUAGGCCUCCUGUGAGUGCAACUGUUGGAGGUGUGUCUCAUUUUCCUUCAUCUUUCGGAGAGACUAACAUGACAUGAGGUGUGUUUUGUUGCGCUUCUAUCCUUACCCCUCGCGCUUUAACUCUGGAGACGCACACACACACACACAAACACACACACACACACAUACACACGAACAGAGACACACUGACUGCCAGCCAACUGAGCAAUGAUUCGACCCCGGAAUGGGAUAUGAACAGGACCACUGUAAAAAAAUAAAAUGACCAGCGACCAUCAUUAUGGUCACAGACAGACUGGUUGGAAAUAAGAGACUCUGACUGGUUGACUGAAGGACGAAUCAAGAGGCCCGAGAAUGGAAGCAAAUCUGUGGGACAGAGACACUGUGGCAGGGUAUGAACGCCUGGACAUGAUUGGACGUUUGAGUGGAAGACAAAACAAUAGUCUUUCCAUCUUCUCCUUCUUUCAGCAAUUCCAUCUUCAAGAGACAGAUUUCUUACAAAAGUAUAUAUAUAUAUAUAAAUAUAUAUAGAAGAUCAGGAAUGAUUGUGAGUUGUCCAUGAAUGAAACAACAGAUUUUGAAGAAAAAAAAAGCAAGAAAGAAAAAAAAGAUUUUUUUGAACUUUAGAUGCUGUUGUAUUUCUUCACUGUUGCAAAUCUUUUCAUACCCAUGAACGCAAAAAAAGGAAAGUUGUUCUGUUGUUGUUUUUAUCACUGACUGAUGUUGUUUUCAUGGAAACAGAAAUUCUAAAAAUGAAAAAUUAAAAUUUUA